Chrysochloris asiatica (Cape golden mole) is the source of this 1644-nucleotide messenger RNA. RefSeq names its product YTH domain family, member 1 (gene YTHDF1). Gene Ontology annotation, molecular function: mRNA binding; N6-methyladenosine-containing RNA reader activity. Gene Ontology annotation, biological process: mRNA destabilization. Bases 133 to 1644 code for a protein of 503 amino acids. Lineage: Eukaryota; Metazoa; Chordata; Mammalia; Afrosoricida; Chrysochloridae. Gene Ontology annotation, cellular component: cytoplasm. The transcript is spliced from 4 exons. The record is from RefSeq and is a predicted model, not a curated record.
AAAGCAGAGGCCUUCGGUGUUGAAGCCUGGAGCUUGCAAAAUGGUUCUCUGCAUCAGAAGGACUCUGUUCAUGACAGUGACUUUGAGCCCUACCUUUCUGGACAGUCUAAUCAGAGUAACAGCUAUCCCUCAAUGACUGACCCCUACCUGUCUAGUUACUACCCGCCAUCCAUUGGGUUUCCCUACUCCCUCAAUGAAGCGCCGUGGUCAACCGGAGGGGACCCUCCCAUUCCGUACCUCACCACCUACGGCCAGCUCAGCAACGGAGACCAUCACUUUAUGCACGAUGCUGUGUUUGGGCAGCCAGGGGGCCUGGGGAAUAACAUCUACCAGCACAGGUUUAAUUUUUUCCCUGAGAACCCCGCCUUCUCAGCGUGGGGAACAAGUGGUUCUCAAGGGCAGCAGACUCAGAGCUCAGCUUAUGGAAGCAGCUACACCUACCCACCUAGCUCCCUGGGCGGCACGAUUGUGGAUGGCCAGACAGGUUUCCAUAGUGACACGCUCAACAAGGCCCCCGGGAUGAACAGCCUGGAGCAGGGCAUGGUGGGUUUGAAGAUCGGCGAUGUGGCCACAUCUGCAGUCAAGACCGUGGGGUCUGUCGUGAGCAGCGCGGUGAUGACCGGCGUUCUUUCUGGCAAUGGAGGCGCAAAUGUGAACAUGCCCGUUUCAAAACCCACUUCCUGGGCUGCCAUCGCCAGCAAACCGGCAAAGCCCCAGCCCAAGAUGAAGACCAAGAGUGGGCCCAUGAUGGGCGGUGCGAUGCCACCCCCACCCAUCAAGCAUAACAUGGACAUUGGCACCUGGGACCACCAGGGGCCUGUGACAAAGGUCCCAGCUCCCCAGCAGACGCCCUCACCCCAGUCAGCCCCACAGCCUGUCCCAAUGCAGCCACCGCCUCUGGUCCAGCCUCCAUACCAGAACUCCCAGCAGCCGUCCCAGACCCGCUGGGUAGCCCCGCGCAAUAGGAACGCGGCCUUUGGCCAGGGAGCAGGUGUUGGCAGUGAUAGUAACUCUCCUGGAAAUGCCCAGCCCAGUGUGGCUCCGAGCGUAGAAUCCCAUCCCGUUCUUGAGAAACUGAAGGCUGCACAUAGCUACAACCCUAAGGAGUUUGACUGGAACCUCAAGAAUGGCCGUGUAUUCAUCAUCAAGAGCUACUCAGAGGACGACAUUCACCGCUCCAUCAAGUACUCCAUCUGGUGCAGCACAGAGCAUGGUAACAAGCGCUUGGAUGGUGCCUUCCGCUCCCUGGGCAGCAAGGGGCCCGUCUACCUGCUCUUCAGCGUCAAUGGGAGCGGGCACUUUUGCGGUGUGGCUGAGAUGAAGUCGCCGGUGGACUACGGCACCAGCGCAGGGGUCUGGUCGCAGGACAAGUGGAAGGGGAAGUUUGACGUUGAGUGGAUUUUUGUCAAGGAUGUGCCCAAUAACCAACUCCGGCACAUCCGACUGGAGAACAACGACAACAAACCCGUCACAAACUCCCGCGACACCCAGGAGGUACCCUUGGAGAAAGCAAAGCAAGUACUGAAGGUCAUCGCUUCCUAUAAGCACACCACCUCCAUCUUUGAUGACUUCUCCCACUACGAAAAGCGCCAAGAGGAGGAGGAGGUGGUCCGCAAGGAACGGCAGAAUCGAAGCAAACAGUAA